CAAUGGACCGAAACCGUUGCCAUUUUUCGGCAAUUUUAUCGAUCGCUUAAUAAAACCAAUGGGUUAUCUGGAUAUUGAAUAUAUUAAAAAAUACGGUCCUAUUGUUGGUCUAUACGAGGGCCGGGAUAGCAAUCUAUUGGUAGCCGAUCCUCAGCUAAUUAAGCAAAUAUUGGUCAAAGAUUUUCAUCGGUUUACCGAUAGACGUGAACUUAAGACAUGGCAUCCGAUUAUGAAUCGYAACCUGUUUUUUACGGCCGGCAACGAUUGGCGCCGUCAGCGUAACAUAAUGUCCCCGACGUUUAGUUCGGGUAAAAUCAAGCACAUGUAUCAUACAGUCAGACAGUGUCUACAGGAAUAUAUCGUUCACUUGGAUCGUAUGGCCAGUAAUACUGGUGGUGGUAAUGGUGGAGCACCGGUAGACAUUGAUAUCAAAUCGUUACAUCAAAAUUUCACUCUCGAUGUUAUAGCUACCUGUGCUUUCGCUACGAAAACCAAUGCCCAAUCACAGCCSGAUAAUCCGUUUAUAGUUAGCGCAAAAAAUGCCCUAACAUUUCCGGUCGGUAAAACAAUWGCCGGACUAGUAUUUCCCGCAUGGCUUAACCGAUUGCUGGGUAUUAGGACUAUACUAAAAGAGUCGAACAAUGAGUAUAUUUUUGAGGCCACCCGUCAUAUAUUGAAAAGUCGUCGACAGGAGAGGGGGGGCUCCGGUAGUGAUAACAAAACCAAACAAAAUCGUGAUUUUCUACAAUUGCUUAUCGAUGCCAAAGCCGAUGAUAAUCCUAUUAAUAAUAAUAAUACAUUGAACGAAACGGAAAUCCUGGCCCAAUCCUGGCUGUUCCUGUUGGCCGGCUUUGAGACAACUGCCACAACACUGGGCUACCUGUCCUAUCUGAUGGCCACUAAUCCAGGUGUACAGACAAAACUCUAUGAAGAGCUCCGGGAUUCAAUCGGUACGGACGAUGAGUUCGGUUACGAACGUCUCCAGAGUCUACCCUAUUUGGAUGCCGUAGUCAGCGAAACCCUGCGGCUCUAUCCGCCCGUACAACGAUUGGAACGGUUGGCCAUCGAAGAUGUCCAACUCGGUGGACCUCAGGGACCGAAAAUACUGGCCAAACAAUUAGUGGAAAUACCUGUCUAUGCUAUACAUCAUUCAGGAGAGUACUACAAACAACCCGAGGAGUUCAUACCCGAGCGUUUCUUACCCGAAAAUCGCGGGUCAAUCGUACCCUAUAGUUAUCUACCGUUUGGUACCGGACCACGAAACUGUUUGGGUAUGCGUUUUGCACUGAUGGAAAUCAAACUGGCCAUUGCACACAUUGUCUACCGGUAUCGGCUGGUCAGGACWGSCCAAACCGAACCGUGCAUACAGUUUAAAACGGCCAGCACUUUGUUGACCGCCGAAAGUAUUACGGUUGGCAUUGAAAUGAGAUAAUAAC
Oppia nitens is the source of this 1436-nucleotide messenger RNA. Its product is annotated as cytochrome P450 3A11-like. The record is from RefSeq and is a predicted model, not a curated record. Bases 59 to 1432 code for a protein of 457 amino acids. The transcript has 3 exons. Gene Ontology annotation, molecular function: iron ion binding; oxidoreductase activity, acting on paired donors, with incorporation or reduction of molecular oxygen; monooxygenase activity. NCBI's taxonomy places the organism in Eukaryota, Metazoa, Arthropoda, Arachnida, Sarcoptiformes, Oppiidae.